Molecule: messenger RNA, 7837 nt
Organism: Cladocopium goreaui
Lineage: Eukaryota; Dinophyceae; Suessiales; Symbiodiniaceae
Source: the annotation of a GenBank genome assembly
AGAUCAUAGCUAUUUCCCAUCACCGAUGGACUGGAGAGCGCUGUCCAUCUAUCAGCUUGUUACGGACCGUUUUGCAGACGGGGAUCCGAGAAACAACGAAGUCCUCUAUGGUGGGUUCGAUGUGAGAGACAUGACUUUCAGGCAUGGCGGAGAUUUCGUAGGGCUUCAAGGGAAGCUGGACUACAUCAAGGGCUUGGGAUGUCAGGCGAUUUGGAUUUCACCUAUUUUCCAGAACGGGUUCAACUUCUAUCAUCAGUACGCACAGCAUGACUUCACGGUCUUAGAUCGUCGACUGGGGAGCCUCGAAGAGCUUCGAGCCCUAACACAGGCUGCCCAUGAUCGAGGUAUGUAUAUCCUCGUCGAUGUGGUUAUGAACCACAUGGGCAACGAGUUCUUCUUCGAGGGUCACUCCAAAGAUACGGCUCCCUUCCGUUUUCACGAGACAGGAGGCCGCAGAGAGUACAGGCUGAUCCCUCGAAGAAGUAGUCGCGAACUCCAUGACACUCCGGCUGGAAAGCAGCCGUACAUGGACUUUUGGUACAACAACACAUGGGAUUCAGAGGCCCAGUACGCGAGCCCCUUCUACGGUCAGUAUGGAGAGGCCGCUUGGGACAAAGGACGAGGCACCUACGAAGGUUCAGACUUUCAUCACAAUGGCGACUUGCAGAACUAUGCGGAUCCAUGGGAGAUCAACGUGGCCAAGAUCUAUGGAACCAUGGAUGACUUGCGCUUGGAGAAUGCACGUGUGCAGGAGAAAUACCUCGCCAUGACGCAAGCUCUGAUCGCCAGCGUGGAUGUGGAUGGCUUCCGGGUGGACACGCCCAUGCAGGUUCCUUUGCCAUUCUACAAGCAAUGGGCCCCUGCAAUCCGGCGAUAUGCCAAGACCUUGGGGAAGGAGCAAUUUGGCAUUUUCGGGGAGUUCUAUGUCACCACCGAGCGCUAUGCUACCAUGACAGGACGGGGUCGUGACAACACGAUGUACGGCCAAGAACAGUUCAUCCCGGGCGAGGCCACGUUGAAGGGCGGCAUCGUGUAUCCCUACUACUGGUACACCUUCACCGCCCUGGUGUACAACCGACCCGAGUUCGUGACCGGCUUUGCAUUGGCCUACCGCGAGGAGAAUCGGAUGAUUGACACCUUCGAUCCCAGCAGCAACAGAUCAGAGUAUGCGCAGUGGAUCUUCUGCAACAAUCACGACAACUGGCGCCUUCAAUCCUUGACCGGUAAAGAAGAGUUGAAGAUGUGUUUAGCUGUGAUCACCUUUUGGCCGGGCUUGCCACUUCAUUAUGCUGGUGAUGAACAAGAGAUAGAUACGCCUGGAAGUGCCUUAGACGGCUGGGCGCGCGAAGAGCUGAGCGUGUCCUUGGCCUGGAGCGCUGUCCAGACCUCUCCGGAGGGCAACCCGGCGGAGCGCGACAACUUCGACAUGACCUCAUCGAAUUAUCGCUACAUCUCUCGUCUCAACGCCCUACGACGUGCAUACUUUGGGUCCUUCGGGCGUGCACAGUGCGAUGAAGUGAAGACGCCAAUGCCCGAGCUAAAGGACUUGCUGAUCUUCUGGCGUGGUUGUAGCUCUGAAGGGCUGGUGCUUGUGGCUGCCAACUUCAACACCCAGGAGCCUCGGACCGCAGCCUUCUACUCUCCCUGGAGUGAGGGCACCCAGCUGGUGGAUGCACGAAGCGAGGAUGGUCGAGAGGUGACGGUGCAGCAGUCGGGCUUCGUGUCCUUCGACCUCCGCGCUUUGGAAGUGGUGAUUUUGGUGCCUGGCCCUCUGAAGCUGUUACCCCCCAUGGUGGCACAGACCUGGCCAAAACAUGGAGAAGUGCUGAAGGCCUUCCCUGGGGCUGGUUGGAUGGCCUGGUUGCAACUUCGCGUGCGCUUCGACAGAGCCAUGACAUCCGAUGUGGCUCAACACGUCUUCGUAGAUGAUCAAAACGAAGAUUUUAGCUGUACUGAUGAGAGCUGCCAGGAAGUGGCAGCAGAAGUGGCUCUGAAAGAUGGCUUUCACAAGGUGACCGUAAAAGGUGCCUGGAGCGCUGAUCAGCAGCAGAUGUUUGCUACCUUCACGUCCACUUUCGUCGUGGGAUCGGAGGACAGCAUCAUUGGGAAUCCUCGCAGGCAUGAGCAGCCGGGCCUCAUUUGCAGCUUUCAGCGCUUGUGUCACCAGGCUCUUGGUUCAUCCUACAUGAGGAUCCAAAAUGUGCAGAUUCGGGGCCAAUGGUCUGAGUGGAUGCCCUACGAAAAUGUGAGCGACUGGAAGGUCUAUCCUGACAUACCGGUCCUGGUCCAAUACCACGCUGGCACGAGUUCCAGCUACAUCGUUGGGGACUGCGUCCGUUCAGAUGGCUCCAGAUGCUACAUCAGCUGGCAUCCAGAGAUGUUCUUGAGAGCUGACCUCAAUGGGUGGGGCUUGAUCAAAGAUGGCAGCAUGGCGCGAGUAAACCACUUCACCUGGGCCAGCAAUGUGACUCUGAACCGCUUCUCGCGCGCCAAGUUCGCACCACAACAGGGAUGGAAGAAGUCCUACGGCGUUCAUCCCAGGCGUCCAUUGCUCUAUGCCAUGCCUACCUUUGAUCCGAGGUAUACCAACUUUGAGUACGAGCCGCUGAUUUCAGGAACGGACGCGACACGAAAGUGGAUGGUCGAGCGACACUGGUGGUCCAAGGAAGAAUCACUGGCAUCUGGUGCAGAAUUUGCCACCGAAUUGUGGAUUGGUUAUGAGUGCACGGCGGAGGAACCCCGUUGUCCGGUUCCAAGCCAAGAUGCCAACAAGUGGAGGUGCUACAGUUUUUCCAGCUCUCAGGACAUCAACUGGUGCCGCAACAUUGGUACAGAUGACUGCUGGGAAUAUGCAGAGAAUGAUUGGUCCAGCAGCAUGUCAGAUUGUGCUGGAUGCUCUUGUUGUCGACGUGCUGCAGCACCCGAGCUGGACGGGCCGCGUAACACCUGCUGUGUGCUCUUCAACGAUCUGACGCUGAACUACACGGUGACCUCGGAUGCUUGGCACAUCUUGGCACAUAGACUUGAGCCGAUGUGCCCCUCGACAGCCUUAGUUUUUGGAGCGCUGGUGGGUUGCUGGAAGGCACCUGUGGAUGUCCAAGAACUUCCUGAAGAUCAACGGAUCAAGGAUCAGGUGGCGGUGGAUUCGACUCAGCCAGUUGAAUGUGCCAGCAACUUGCCGGAAGAGCCAGAAGACAUUCCUUGGUCGGAAGAAUUGAAGGUUGACGCCUCUCUGGAUGACACAAUCCAUUGGAGUCGAGCACGGCUGCGAAGGGCUGAGGAGGAGUUUAAGCUGCUGGAGUAUACUAGACUGGCUUCACCCAGCAGCUGGCACAAUGAGGUUGUGUACAGUUUGAUGGUGGACCGUUUCGCGAAUGGCGAUCUCUCCAAUGAUCAGAGCAACAUCCCCCCAUUCCAGCAGCAGGAGUUGAACGUGGGCGAACCAUGGUCUGUCUACAAAUGGCGCCAUGGUGGUGAUUUGCUGGGCGUCAUGUCAAGGUUGUCCUACUUUCAUCAUUUGGGUGUGACGGUGGUAGCGCUGUCUCCAGUUUUCCUGAACUCCAAGGGCGAGUACCAUGGCUUUGCUAUCAGUGACAUCUCCAAGAUUGACCCUGGUUUUGGUGACGCUAAGCUUUUAAGGACUUUGGUGCACGAGGCACAUCAACUUGGGAUCCGCAUUGUGAUGGAUCUUCAGGUGAACCACCUCUCAGGUGAUUUGCACUACAGGCAGAGCCACAAGAACGGAGUGGAUCAAGUCAGCAGUUGCGUGAAAAGUUUAGAAGAGGUCUAUCGGAACAGCAGUGGACGUCCACAUGCGAAGCGAUCGCACCAGCGGACCUUGGCGUUGGAUCAGAUGCCCAGAUAUUUGCAGCACCAGGAGUUCUUUGCACGCUGCGGGCCUCGAGACAUGUACCGGCCGCAUCAAAAUUCCUACUUCAAUGAACCGCAUGACAGUGAAGAGUAUGAGGCAGCACUUCUUUGGACCGACUUCUUGGGCGACGAUCACUUUGAAUUCGACACAAUGAAUGAAGCUUUUCAGGAGGUCUAUACCAACCUCUUGAAGUAUUGGAUUGCCUAUGCAGACAUCGAUGGUUUCAGACUGUCUUCGGCUGCCUACAUCAGCUCAGACUUUACCACCUACCUCUCCACGCAGACCAGGUUCUAUGCUUCCAAGUUGGGGAAGGAACGCUUCUUCAUCAUCGGCGAAAUUGAUCCCUCGGAGUUCUUUGGUUUGCAGCACUUGGGCAGCACCGGCAAGACGCGCUUGCCUUACCGUACUGAGCAGGCCAUUGAGGAGCUUUGUCCAUACUAUACAACAUUGAAUCCACCAGUCCCAGGACUGCCCGCGACUUAUCCCAUGCCCGAGGUAAGGUACCUCCGAUCAGCUGCUGCUGGUACAGGGCCGGCUCCCAAUGAAUUCUUUAAGAGCACUCAGUGGUCGCAGAUGGAGCAGGUUCGAAGGGACAUCGAAGCGCUAGCAGAUUUGAAGUCUACCUGGACGGCAGUGGAAUCCCUCCGAGAGCCGGAGGGCUCAGCGCCGCGGCUGUUGUCCCAGAGCCCCGAUGAGGACGCCUGGCGCAGCUCAGCUGCAAGGUUUGUCAGUGUCCUUGGCCGGAAGCUGAGCAAAAUUGCACUGGCUUGGGGCUUCACUCAGUAUGGCAUGCCAGAGAUUUGGUAUGGCACCGAGUUUGGCUUCACAGGGCGCUGCUACAGAACAGCUGCUGAGAAGUUCACGCUGCUGGAUAGGAUGCUGGAUCUUGGCAUCAACUCCGGCGCUGCCAAGGAACUCUUGGACUCCUGCGACUACACAGCCUUGGGUGCCGUGGAUCAAGGCUUUUGGCGUCAGGACAUGUUCAGCGGUGGCCCCAUGGAACUGGGCCGUGCGGCUGAGUCUGCGGUUCACUUCAGAGCUCAUCUCCUGCACGCCUCGUCGCCCCAUUGGUGCGAGGAACCCAUCAUGCAACGUGAGACACAGGAGUUUCAGAUGACCAAAGCUUUGAUCCGCAUACGUCGUAGUUGUCCAGCCUUGCGCAGCACAAAGGAUCUGGGCGCCCAGGUCUAUGGUGCGGCAGCGGCGCAGCAGAUCAGCUACUGGAAAAUCUUGGAGGACGCGGCGAACCACUCCAACGGCUCCAAUGGCUCCCCUACCGCAGUGUUGGUGAUCUUAACGAUGUCCUCAUCUCCGUCCUCCUCGCCAAGUCGAUACUCCAUGCCAGACUUUGCUCACUUGACAGAUGGUCAGGCCUACGUCGAUCUGUUACACCCGGAGAGGAUGGCCGUGGUUGACACCUGGGGCAAUGAGAGCCUGUUGUUGGUUCCUGGUGGACUUGAAGCUGUUCACGUGUCCGUCUUUGCGCCGAUGGAAAUGGUGGAGCAGGACGGAAGCGCAAAGUGGCUGAUUUGCAAAGGUGCCAACUUGGCGGCUCCAGCAGAGGACACGUGUCGGAAGUCGAUUUUCUCCCUGUGGCUCACAAGAGGUGCUUCGUUGCUGUGGCUGGCAGUGCCCUUUUUGGUCUUGUUGGCGAACUCCAAUAGCAGCGUCUUCUUGAGCGUGGUGAAGAAACCCACCAGGCCCGGCGCGCCGUUGAGUGAAGAUGCCAGGAAGGAACCCAAACACGUACUCUGCGCGGCGAUUGAGCACACCAUCCCCAUGCGCGACGUGAAGGUCUCGGCUGGUGGCCUUGGCAAGGUCCUUGAUCAGAUGCUUCGUGAACAUCCCAAGUGUUUGCUGAGUUUGGUCCAUCCUAAGUUUGGAGAUGUGGAGUAUGGUCCCAUGGACGAGUUUACACAGAUCAAGAUCAUUGUGGAUGGCAAGGUUGCAGUUUGGGGGAGUGUCAGACGCUGCGUGUGCUGCGAAUGCUCAAGAGUGAACGAGAGAUCAGAUGAGCAAGUCACAUGUGAUGUGGCAUGGAUUCCUUGCUACGACAACUUUUUCCCCUGCAGUGCCAAGACUGCUGUUCCCCUGGAGGGCGGUUACAACGACCUACCAGGGAUUCAGACCUCGUAUUCGAGCAUCGACGACUUGGCCAAAGUGCCAAAAGACGAGGAUGAAGGUUUUGACGAGAUCGGCCCCACCGAAAAUGUGAAUCUGGAAGAAGAUGUGGUCAUUGAAGGCCAGGAGAAUUCCAGCGAUCGCUCGUCCAUUCGAAGCGUCAGUGACGUUUGCAUCGACCAGGAACCCGACACGGAGAGCUCCAACGUCUCCCCAAGAUCGACCUGCAGUCGGCGUUACUUGAACAGUAAGAAAAAAACACGACCUGAGGCCAAAGGCGUAGUUUUAGGAGGUGGCGGCGACGAUGACGAUGCCGGUCAAGUUGUCACCUCUGCAGCUUUAGGUAUCAACAUCGAUAACCCGGGCAAGAUCUCGGAUUUUUACGACUUGGGAAAGACCUUAGGCGAAGGCUCCUUUGGUGCGGUCUUCAAGGCCACGAUCAAAGCCACUGAUGCGAUUCGCGCGGUGAAACGGAUACCUCUGCCGAAAACAGGUCGUGACAAAGAUACACGCCUCGACUUUUUGAAGGACGAGAUUCGUGUCGCGAAGCUUUUGGACCACCCGAGCAUCGUGAAGUUGUUUGAAGUCUUUGAAGACCAAAAGUGCGUUUACAUGGUCAUGGAGUUGUGUCGUGAUGGCGACCUAGAAGAGCAUGUCAUGGAGGGUGGACUCAACGAGCUGGAUGCUGCCACAGUCAUGCAACAAGUUCUGCGGGGCGUGGUCUAUAUGCACAACCACCGGAUUGCUCAUCGAGACCUGAAGUCGGAGAACAUGCUCUUGUGCUUGCGACCGCCGGCCAAGAAGGGCUCGAAGCAUCCACACUCCAAAUUUGAGAGUGCUGUGAGGAUUUCAGAUUUCGGCCUAUCCUGUUCUUUCGAGGAGGGACAGAUGAUGAAACGAAACUGCGGCACCGACAGUCACAAAGCACCCCAGGUCUAUGCACAUAGCUAUAGCCAAAAGUGUGAUGUGUGGGCCUGUGGCGUCAUCAUGUACUACCUUCUGAGUGCCCGGCUGCCUUUCGAAGGCCGAGACCAGGAGGAGUUGCAUAAGAAGAUCAUGAACGCAAAGGUCACCUGGUGUCAGGAGUGGAUGUCACGUUCUGGUGAAGCCAUGAACUUGGCCAAGCAGAUGCUCCACAGCCAGGAAGCUAAUCGCUUGGAAGCAGCGCAGGCCCUGAAGCACAAGUGGUUCGGCAAGCAGGUGCCUCGCAGGCGUCUGGCGGCGGUGGACCAGGAGAUUUUGACCAGUCUCCGCGGCUUCCGCAAGCUGAACAAGUUUCGGAAGGUCUCCCUGGCGGUGAUCGCCAGCAUGCUGUCCGAAAAGGUGGUCCGUCCGGGCCGCGACUUGUUCGUGUACCUUGACAAAGACGGCGAUGGUGAGGUCACAUUGACGGAGCUUCGUGAGGCCAUGGAGGAGCUGAAGAGCAACAAGCCGACGGACGCCUCUCGGGCUUCUGAGGAGAUUUUCUCGGAUCAACGUCGUCGGAACACUGAUAAUAAGAAGCCACAACUGGAGAAGCAAGCCUCGUUUCAGGCAGAUAAAGGCUUUCCCGCCUUCAGCUACACCGAAUUUCUGGCCGCCACCUUUGACCGCUCACGCCACUCCACCGAAGCCGUCUGCAAAGCAGCCUUCAGGUGUUUUGACAAGGAUGGUUCCGGGCAACUGGAGCCUUCCGAGCUGGUGGAUGGCUAUUUGCUUGGGAAGUUGGAGCCGGAGGAGGUGAACCAAAUCAUGGAGGAAUUGGACGCCAAUGGCGAUGGCGAAAUCGAUUUCCAUGAGUUCAUGGCCAUGAUGUCCAACCAGGAGCCUCUGUCACCCAACAGCGAAGCAGCAAAGGCUGGCUGA